Molecule: messenger RNA, 384 nt
Organism: Ostertagia ostertagi
Lineage: Eukaryota; Metazoa; Nematoda; Chromadorea; Rhabditida; Trichostrongylidae
Source: the annotation of a GenBank genome assembly
AUGUCCUCCGCCAUUCGGUUCAUUGGUAAUUAUGAUGUGAAUGCGCAGGGGAAAUUUCUGUGGGAGAUUCUGUGUCAGCUAAGACAGCUUGGAGUUGGACGUAUUGUUACCAAGAAUGAAUGGGCUCGAAAGUGGCCAACGCAGCCUUCGUACAUCAAAAUCGUUCGGGCGCAACCUGCGAUGGACAGAUGGUUGUUUGGCGGUAAAGUAUGGGGAGAGUGGACCUAUCGAGGACGAAACCUUGGAGUUUAUGAAUUCGCAGAUGAUCUUAACCGAUCCGAUUGGCGAUUGAUCCACAAACAUGAGGAAGAGAAGUAUAUAGAAUGUAAGGAACCUAUGAGUGACAUUACUCUACCAAAAUCAUUUCCAGUUCCACCAUUGCAG